Caenorhabditis bovis is the source of this 396-nucleotide messenger RNA. The record is from the annotation of a GenBank genome assembly. Lineage: Eukaryota; Metazoa; Nematoda; Chromadorea; Rhabditida; Rhabditidae.
AUGAGCCGCCGUCGCCUCGCGCUGCUGCUCGCGCUCGCCGCGUUUGUCGCGCCGUCGACAGCGCUUCGCUGCUACGAGAACGACAACAACAAGCUCGUGCCCACCGAGGAGUCGAAUCCCGAAUGGAGCUAUUGCGGCUUCAUUCCCGCCGAUCACAUCAACGACAUUCGAGUGUUCGGAAUGGGCCCACGCGAGGACUCAAUGCUGACCUACGACGCCUCGUUCCGUCAAACCCACGAAGCUUACAAGGUGUUGAGCGUGUGCAUCCACGAGAAGUACGACAUGCCGCUCAUCUCGCCGGUCUUCCGCUCGUCCGAAUACCUAUUUCGUUGCGUGUGCAACUAUGAUUUGUGCAAUUCGCCGGCCAAUUUCCCGCAAUUUUUGAGGAAAUUCUAA